CUGCCUUCCCCCAGGUCCCUGGCAGUUGGUGGGCAAGCCUCUUGGGCAGCUCUGGGUGAUGAAACUGAUCACAGCAGCAGGAGAAUGGGACUGUGGAUGCUCGAGCCCCCACCCCCACCCUCAAACCCCCACCUUCACCUUUGCUUCCUCUCCCAGGGGCUCAAAGUCUGGCAGGAGGAAGUAGGGGCAGCAACUGCUGGGCAGCCUCGCCGGGAAGAUGUGGCUGCUCCUGCUCCUCGUGGCCUUUCUCCUGUCCCCCAGGGCUCAGGCAGGGCAGAUCAUCGGAGGCCGAGAGGCCAGGCCCCAUUCCCGCCCCUACAUGGCAUAUAUUCAGAUCCGAAGUCCAGUAGGUGUGAAAGUUUGUGGGGGGUUCCUGGUGCGUGAAGACUUCGUGAUGACAGCAGCUCACUGCUUGGGAAGCCAAAUAAAUGUCAUCCUGGGGGCCCACAACAUCAGGACACUGGAAAGCACCCAGCAGCGCAUCCCUGUGCUCAGAUCCAUCCCCCACCCCAGAUACAGUCAGCAGAACAAGAGCAAUGACAUCAUGUUACUGCAGCUGGCAAACAGAGCUCAACCUAAUCGAUUUGUGAGGCCGGUGCCUCUGCCUCAGACUCAAAACAGACUGAGACCUGGGACCAAGUGCACCGUGGCUGGCUGGGGCCUGAUCGGCCUGAACACAAGAACAGACACGCUUCAGUGUGUGCAGCUGAGGGUGCAGAGGGAUAGGGUGUGCAGGAGACGCUUCAUGUUUUACAAUGGCCGGACACAGAUUUGCGUGGGGGACCCAAGACAGAGGAAGUCUGCCUUUCUGGGGGACUCCGGUGGCCCCCUUGUGUGUAACAAUGUGGCCCAGGGUAUUGUCUCCUAUGGAGACAGGAUGGGGACCCCUCCAGCAGUCUUCACCAGAAUUUCCAGCUUCCUGCCCUGGAUAAGGAGAACAAUGAGACGCUUCCAAGAGUGGAGACCAGAGUGACAUCCCACGAGACUGACUCUCCUUCUCUGGGGCAGAGCCCAGCUCCAGGGCAGUUCCCAGAGCCUUAAUAAAUGUCCUAGUCUGGAGUGGA
Molecule: messenger RNA, 1064 nt
Organism: Bubalus bubalis (water buffalo)
Lineage: Eukaryota; Metazoa; Chordata; Mammalia; Artiodactyla; Bovidae
Product: cathepsin G-like
Exons: 5
Coding region: 218-973 (251 amino acids)
Biological process (GO): proteolysis
Cellular component (GO): cytoplasm; intracellular membrane-bounded organelle
Molecular function (GO): serine-type endopeptidase activity
Source: RefSeq, a predicted model, not a curated record